ACAUCUAGCUAGAUCCUCAGCAUCAAUAAUGAGUCUUCUAUAUAAGAAACUCACAUUCAUUCAAAGAUUAGAAAAACAACACUUUCGAUUUGAAGACAAUAAUUACAUAAUUUGUUAUUACUUGUUUGUUUGAGUGUGAUCCUUCUACAUGGCAUACCCAAACCCUCAUUAUCCACCGCAGCCCACCACCUCCGUUCCGAUGCCGGCGGUUCCAACCACCGUGAUCGGGCCCCAGUUCUGCGCUCCGUACCCCGUGGAUCUGGCGGUGGUGAAGAAGGUGAUGUCCAUCGCCGACGGCAACUUCGUGGUCACCGACGUCAACGGCAACGUGGUCUUCAAAGUCAAGGGCUCUCUCAUGACCCUCCGUGACCGCCGCGUCCUCCUCGACGCCGCCGGCCACCCCCUCGUCACCCUCCGCCGCAAGAUGAUGACAGCACAUGAUCGGUGGCAAGCUUUCAGAGGGGAAAGCACAGAUGACAAAGAUCUAAUAUUUUCUCUGAAGCGAUCGUCCCUUAUUCAGUUUAAGACGAAAUUGGAUGUGUUUAUGGCUAAUAACACAAGAGAAGAUAUUUGUGACUUUAAGGUCAAAGGUAGCUGGUUUGAACGAUCUUGCGUUGUUUAUGCUGGUGAAUCUAACAACAUCGUUGCUCAGAUGCAUAAAAAGCACACAGUUCAGAGUAUUUUGAUUGGAAAAGAUCAUUUCAUGGUGACGAUUUAUCCGAACAUUGAUUAUGCGUUCAUAGUGGCGUUAAUAGUGAUUCUUGACGAGAUUAACGAUGAUGCAAGAGAAGAAUAGAGAAGUUGGGAAACCGCUUUGUACUUUUUCAUUUAGAUUUCUUAUACGGUGCAGGAUCAUUAAAACAAUGCUUAAAUAAGAAGUAAUCCUAUUGAUGUUCGUAAUGUAUAAGGUCAAAUAUUUAUCCCA
Messenger RNA from Vigna angularis (adzuki bean), 925 nucleotides. Its product is annotated as protein LURP-one-related 10. The transcript is spliced from 3 exons. The record is from RefSeq and is a predicted model, not a curated record. Bases 149 to 796 code for a protein of 215 amino acids. NCBI's taxonomy places the organism in Eukaryota, Viridiplantae, Streptophyta, Magnoliopsida, Fabales, Fabaceae.